CGAGCGCGGCCUGCGGUGCCGGCAUGGUGUUGCAAGAGCCGGCCGGGGCGCCGAGUCAGUCGGCUGCGGCGGGGGGGACCGCUGCUGCUGCCCCCGCCGAGGUGCAGCUGUCCCGGCGUCGCUGGGCAGUGCUGCUGCUCUUCAGCAGCUACUCCCUGUGCAAUGCCUUCCAGUGGAUCCAGUACGGCAGCAUCAACAACGUCUUCGUGCGCUUCUACGACGUGAGCGCCUUCGCCAUCGACUGGCUCUCCAUGAGCUACAUGCUCGCCUACAUCCCCCUGCUCUUCCCUGUCGCUUGGCUGCUGGACAAGAGGGGACUGCGCCUCAUCGCGCUGGCUGGCUCAGCCCUCAAUGCCGUGGGCGCCUGGGUGAAGCUGGGCAGCAUGAAGCCGCACCUCUUCCCCGUCACCGUCCUGGGGCAGGUCAUCUGUGCCCUGGCCCAGGUCUUCAUCCUGGGCAUGCCCUCGCGCAUCGCCUCUGUCUGGUUUGGCUCCCACGAAGUCUCCACCGCCUGCUCCAUUGCGGUCUUCGGGAAUCAGCUUGGCAUCGCUGCGGGCUUUCUAGUUCCUCCAGUUCUGAUUCCUAAUGUGGAGGAUGUGGAGAAGCUGGCCUACCACAUCAGCAUCAUGUUCUUCAUGACUGCAGGUGUGGCAUCAGUCCUGUUCGUCCUGGUCAUCCUAGUCUUCAAGGAGAAGCCCCCGAACCCUCCAAGCCGAGCUCAGGCCUCGAUCCAGUCAAGACCAACAGCAGAAUAUUCCUACGUGCAAUCAAUCCUCCGUCUGUUCCGCAAUGCCAACUUUUUGCUGCUUAUGGUCACUUACGGUCUGAAUGUAGGUUGUUUCUACGCCCUGUCCACUCUGCUGAACCGCAUGGUGAUCCAUCACUACCCAGGGGAGGAGGUGAAUGCUGGCAGGAUUGGACUCACCAUUGUACUGUCGGGGAUGGUUGGGGCUCUGAUCUCCGGCAUCUGGUUGGACAGAACCAAAACCUACAAACAGACAACACUAGUCGUCUAUAUCAUGUCUCUGGUGGGAAUGAUAAUCUACACCUUCACUCUGAGCCUAGGCCAUCUCUGGGUGGUCUUUGUGACUGCUGGCAUGCUGGGUUUUUUCAUGACAGGAUACCUUCCCCUGGGCUUUGAGUUUGCUGCAGAGUUGACAUACCCAGAAUCAGAAGGAACAUCAUCAGGGCUCCUUAAUGUCUCAGCACAGAUUUUUGGUAUUGCCUUCACCAUUGGCCAAGGGCAAAUCAUGGAUCGCUUUGGAACGAAGGCAGGAAACCUCUUUCUUUGUUCCUUCCUGUUCCUGGGUACCGUUAUGACAGCAUUCAUUAAGGCUGAUCUUCGAAGACAGCAGGCCAAUUUGGAAAAUGAACAGACAAGACUCCAAGGCAGCAAUCAGAUCAUGGAUUAUGGAACUGUAGCUUGUAACUGUAACCCAUCAAUUCCCACUCCUGCUCACUAGCGCUUAUACAGCAAGAAAGUGUUGCCAGAAGCUUACACUAAUCCCAUAGUUCUUGAGGAAUCAAGGCUGUGAAAUGGAGGGGUGGCAGAGCUGGGAGAUGCAGCCCCCCUCAUUCCCAUCUUUGCUACCUGCACCACCCUCCUGUGACAUGUGCCCUAUAAAUGGGAGGAAGCAUCAGGACAGGAGCCCAGUGAACUGCUUGUGGAGAAUGAAAGAGCAAAACAAGAAGGGGGCUGCUCUCUUCAGUUACACCUUUGCAUCUUGCUGUUUUGGAGACUUUGCUGCUUGGGAAAAAAAAAGUUGGGAAAACCCACUGUGUCUCACCCCAUUGGAAAAACCACAUGUGCUGAGAAAAGCCACAGUACCAGGCUAGCCCUGAGCACAUGAGGGUGGCACAUUGCGUGCGGCUGUGUCUCCUCUCACAGGCCAACUGGGACAUGAAAUGCAGCAGCUGGACCACACUUUGUGAGUAGACCUACAAGAGCUUUCAGCUGGCUCUCGGGAAGAGGGAUUGGUCUGCCUCGGUGCCUGUGAUCCUCUGUUGCACAGGUGAUGGUGGAGGCCUCUACAUCACCAGCAAGUGCAAAGCAAUGCAUCAGCCACUGACAGCUCUCUUUGUGUUAUUUGGCUUUCCCAGAUGAAGCACUCUCAGUUUGGAAAAACCUCUGCUCAGAAUUCACUGGGGUUAGCCUGAUGUCCCUACAUUAUUAGGAGUAAUUGAGAGAUACCAAUAUGCCUCCUUCUACCUGGAGGCAAGGACUAGUUAUGCAACCUAAGACUAGCUCAUCACUACAUUAGUAACAGAAGUGAGUCAAACCACAAGUUUGACUGUCUUCCAUCUUAGUAAAAACGUGCCUUUUGCAUUUUUCAAGAGUACAUAAAAACUUUUGUGAAGUGUUAUUUUGAGAAAACCAGCCAAGGCUGUGUUGCUCUUCACAGCCAUAGAGAGGUGUAUGAUGGGAAUCCAGAUUUGCUCCAGUGUGGAAGCUGCCCUCUUACCAGCAUUUGUGUCUUAUAGACACUACCCAUCUGUAUGCUGUGUAUCUUGUAAACAUAAAUGCAGAUCCUUACAUCACUUCUCCUUCCUUUGCAGCAUCCCACCCCUGGUGGAGACAUUAAGUGUCCUUAUACUCCUUAAAUCAUGCAGUUAUUCAUUUAUCUUUCGAGAGAGGGGACAAAAACUGCACUGAGGUGAAACAGUUAAAAUACUCCUCUCUGACAUACCAUUUUUGACAAAACAUUUUUUGCGUGAAAUUAUAACAGUCUUUUGAUAUAUUGCAUUUUGAUACAGCCUGCCUGAGUUCAAGAAGUGUUUGGACAAUGCUAUCAGGCAUAUGAUGUGAUUCCUGGGGUAUCCUGCCCAUGGCCAGGUGUUGGACUUGAUUCUGAUAGGUCCCUUCCAAUUCAGCAUAUUCUAUGAUUAAAGUCCUAUCUUUGGUAGUUUGGGAUUGAGGAUGGGGUUUUAGAAUGAUUUUAAAUAGAAGUUUUAAUGUAAAAUCAUUUGAAGUGUACAACAAAACCUGACACAUUCAUAUUAAAUAUU
Messenger RNA from Empidonax traillii (willow flycatcher), 3006 nucleotides. It is a transcript of the gene FLVCR2, whose product is annotated as feline leukemia virus subgroup C cellular receptor family member 2. Gene Ontology annotation, biological process: transmembrane transport; heme export. The transcript has 11 exons. Lineage: Eukaryota; Metazoa; Chordata; Aves; Passeriformes; Tyrannidae. The record is from RefSeq and is a predicted model, not a curated record. The coding region runs from base 24 to 1463 and encodes 479 amino acids. Gene Ontology annotation, cellular component: membrane. Gene Ontology annotation, molecular function: heme binding; heme transmembrane transporter activity.